GAGGUGCCCUGCUCGGGGCAGCGCUGCCUGGGGUCGCUGGUGCUGCCGCGGCCGCUGCCCGCCCCCACCCCCGAGGGGACGCGACCGCCCGAGGAGCUGCUGGAGCUGGCCCGGGACUUCAUCACGCAGUACUACGUGUCCCUGCGGCGGGAGAACUCGCCGGCGCACACGCAGCGGCUGCGGGAGGUGGCCGCCGCCAUCGCGGCCUCGGGCUCGUACCGGCUGCGGGAGCCCGAGCUCGCCUUCGGUGCCAAGCAGGCCUGGCGGAACGCGGCGCGCUGCGUCGGCCGCAUCCAGUGGAACAAGCUCCAGGUGUUUGAUGCCCGGGACUGCGCGGGGCUGGGGGAGAUGUUCAGCCUCCUCUGCUCCCACAUCCAGUUCGCCACCAACCGCGGCAACAUCCGGUCCGCCAUCACCAUCUUCCCCCCGCGGGCUCCGGGCCGCGGCGAUUUCCGCAUCUGGAACCCGCAGCUGAUCCGCUACGCGGGCUAUCGGCAGCCCGACGGCUCCGUGCGGGGCGACCCUGCCAACGUGGACAUCACCGAGCUCUGCAUCCAGCACGGCUGGACCCCCGGGGGGGGCCGCUUCGACGUGCUGCCGCUGCUGCUGCAGAGCCCCGACGAGUCCCCCGAGCUCUUCCCGCUGCCCCCGGAGCUGGUCCUGGAGGUGCCGCUGCACCACCCCACGCUGGAGUGGUUCUCGGAGCUGGGGCUGCGCUGGCACGCGCUGCCGGCCGUGGCCAACCUGCUGCUGGAGAUCGGGGGGCUCGAGUUCCCCGCGGCGCCCUUCAACGGCUGGUACAUGGGCACCGAGAUCGGCUCCCGGAACCUCUGCGACCGCCACCGCUACAACGUGCUGCCCGAGGUGGCCCAGCGCAUGGGGCUGGACACAGGAACCAGCUCGUCCCUCUGGAAGGACCGGGCAGCAGUGGAGGUGAACGUGGCCGUGCUGCACAGCUUCCAGGUGGCCCAGGUGACCAUCGUGGACCACCACGCGGCCACCGAGUCCUUCAUGAAGCACCUGGCGGCAGAGGGGCAGGCGCGGGGCGGGUGUCCCGCAGACUGGGCCUGGAUCGUGCCCCCGCUCUCGGGCAGCCUCACACCUGUGUUCCACCAGGAGAUGGUCAACUACCACCUGAGCCCCACCUUCCGCUACCAGAGCUUCUCCAAGGCCCUGAUGGAGAUGACAUCGCCCUACACCGGCACCUCCCAGGCGGAGCCGCCCAUGAGCUACAAGCUGCGGUUCAACAGCGUCUCCCAGUCCGACCAGCUCGUGUCCUCCUGGAAGAAGAAGCGGCGGCAGCUGAGCAACACAGACAGUGCGGGAACCUUGGGAGCCCUGCGGUUCGCGGUGUUCGGGCUGGGGUCCCGGGCGUACCCCCACUUCUGUGCCUUUGCGCGGGCCGUGGACACGCGGCUGGAGGAGCUGGGCGGGGAGCGGGUGCUGCCCCUGGGCGAGGGUGACGAGCUGUGCGCCCAGGAGGAGUCGUUCCGCACCUGGGCACGCCAGGUGUUCCAGGCUGCCUGCGAGACAUUCUGCGUGGGGGACGGGGCCGCGGGGGCCGAGGAGCUGUUCGCCCCGCCGCAGGGCUGGAAGCGCCAGAGGCACCGGCUGGUGCCACAGCCCCAGGCCACCGAGACUCUGGCCGCGCCACGAUCCCCCCCAUCCCCAGGCGGGCCCAGCCCCGGGCCCUGCUGGGUGCUGCAGCCCCGGCUGCCCCCCUGCACCCUGGCCCAGGCUCUCACCUUCUACCUGGACGUGGCGGCGCCCCCGACCCCGCAGUUCCUGCAGCUCCUGGGCUCGCUGGCGCGGGACCCCGCGGAGCGGGAGCGGCUCCAGCGCCUGGCGCAGGACGCGCGGCUCUACGAGGAGUGGAAGUGGUUCCGGUGCCCGACGCUGCCGGAGGUGCUGGCCGAGUUCCCGUCCGUGGCUCUGCCGGCCGCGCUGCUGCUCUCCCAGCUCCCGCUGCUCCAGCCCCGCUACUACUCCAUCAGCUCCGCGCCCGGCGCGCACCCGGGCGAGAUCCACCUCACCGUGGCCGUCGUCACCUACCACAGCGAGAACGGGCAGGGUCCCCUCCACUACGGCGUCUGCUCCACGUGGCUGGCGCGGCUGCAGCCGGGGGACACAGUGCCGGCCUUCAUCCGGGGGGCCCCCUCGUUCCGGCUGCCGCCCGCCCCCGACACCCCCUGCAUCCUCGUGGGCCCCGGCACCGGCGUCGCGCCCUUCCGCAGCUUCUGGCAGCACCGGCUGCACCUGCUGCGCACCGGAGGUGGCCCCCUGGGCCCCAUGGUGCUGGUGUUCGGGUGCCGCUCGCCCGCCCUGGACCACAUUUACCGCGAGGAGAUGGAGGAGGCGCGGCAGCAGGGCGCCCUCAGCCAGGUGCUCACGGCCUUCUCCCGCGAGCCCGGGAGCCCCAAGACGUACGUGCAGGACGUGCUGCGGGCACAGCUGGCGGCCGAGGUGCACCAGGUGCUGUGCCAGCGCGGGGGCCACAUGUACGUGUGCGGGGACGUCACCAUGGCCACCGAGGUGCUGCAGACCGUGCAGCACAUCCUGGCCCAGGAAGGCGGCAUGACCCUGGGGCAGGCGGGGGACGUCAUCAGCGAGCUGAGGGACAAGAACCGCUACCACGAGGACAUCUUCGGGCUGACGUUCCGCACGCAGGAGGUGGCCCUGCGCAUCCGCAGCCAGUCCUUCUCCCUGCAGGAGCGGCGCCCGCCGGGCCCGGCGCCCUGAGCGGGGACGGGGACGGGGACAGGGCACCCCUGUGGCUGUGCCCCCUCCCGCCACCCCCAGUAAAGGUUUAGUUUUGAUACCCCCGGCCCGA
Molecule: messenger RNA, 2830 nt
Organism: Lonchura striata (white-rumped munia)
Lineage: Eukaryota; Metazoa; Chordata; Aves; Passeriformes; Estrildidae
Source: RefSeq, a predicted model, not a curated record